UAAAAAUGUAACGCGCCGAGUGAAACGAGCAGUCAACAGCCGGGCUUUGAUUUCAGAGUUCAGUUAUUAAAAACGCUGGUUAAUUCUACAAAUAAAAAAUAAAAGAAAUUGUUUAAUCAUCAGGCACUCUUUACCGUUUGGCAGUUCUUUCGAAGAAUUACGUGUUAAUUGUUAAUUAGCAAGAUGGAUCUAGUUGGUGAAUAUAUCGAGGCACACGAUAUGCAAACUCAAGACGCACUAGACGUGAUCGAAGAGUUUAGCGACGAAAUCGCUAAGAUGCACGGUCAAUGCAUCGACAUCGGAUGUGGUCCAGGAUCAGUUACUCGACGACUGUUGUUGCCAAAACUACCAACCAGCACCAGCGUCGUUGGCGGCGAUGUAUCAAAAAAAAUGAUCGACUUCGCACGAACGACUCAUGCUGACGAAAAGCGGCUUUCUUUCACUGAGCUUGACAUAUCUGCUGAAAAACUUCCGCCGCAUCUCAUUGGCGCAUUUGACAAUGCAGUAUCGUUCUACUGUCUUCACUGGUGCCCAGAUGCUAGAAAAUCCUUCGAAAACAUUUAUCAACUGUUACGUCCAGGAGGAAAAGGUUUAGUAUUAUUCAUAGCAAAAAAUAAUGGUUUCGAUUCUUAUUUAAAAUUGCACGACUAUCCCGAAUACAAGUCUUACAUGAAGGAUGUUUCUAACUUUAUUCCUUAUUUCAAUAAUCGAGACAAUCCCAGAGCAAAAUUAAAGAAAAUCAUAGAAGAGUCUGGAUUUGAAGUUCUACACUGCAGUUAUCGAGAAAAAACUUUUAUUUUCGAAAGUAUAGACAUCCUAAAAAAGCAUGUAGUAGCUGUAAAUCCAUUUAUCGCACGGAUGCCAGAAGACAUGCAAGAAAAAUAUACGAAUGAUCUUAUGCGAGAAAUAGUAAAACUAAAAAUUACUUUCGUGAAAGCAGAAAAUGGAUCAACGAAACAGUACAAAGUAUUAGAUAGAUACAAUGUACUAAUAGCAUAUUUUAAAAAGCCAGCAGUAUGAUUAUGAUUAUUGUAUUAAAAUCAUUUGAUAUGUAGCCUUUCAAUUGUUAUGACAUCAUUUUAAGUAUUUUAGACGUAAUUUAUAGAUUAAAUAAUAUUGUAAGGACUUUAAGAAUUGUAAAUAAUUAUAAAUGUAAGUUACGCAAAAAAUUACUGCAGUAGUUGGUUGCUUAAAACGUUGAAUGAUCUAUUUUCAUAAAUAAAAUUCAUUUUGAAUUUACCUUAUAGUUUAAUGCUAAAUGAAAAAUAGUAAUUAUGCUUUUGUAUAGUUCUAAAGAAUUGUUAGAAAAUAUAUAGUAAAUUAUAAGUGUUAGACCUAUCAAUCUUCUUCUGUAAUUUUCAUAUUUAUAAGUAUAAGAAGAAUAAGAUUGUUGAAUCAUUUUCGUUAUUUCGUAUACUUAUUGAAAAAAAUAAUAAUAAAAAUAAAAUAUUAACAUCUUAUUCUGGACCGCAUACUCCUAAUUUGAUCAUAAACUAAUUAUAAGCGAAUUUUUAUGAUUCAAUUUAUAAAUAAAAUAGCACUCGCGACAAAUUAUACUAUAUUUUACAUCGUGGUAUAUACUUUACAGACAAAAUAAAAAAAUAAUUUAUAAACGAUAAA
This is a messenger RNA of Nasonia vitripennis (jewel wasp), 1620 nucleotides long. RefSeq names its product juvenile hormone acid O-methyltransferase (gene jhamt). The record is from RefSeq and is a predicted model, not a curated record. The transcript is spliced from 5 exons. The coding region runs from base 184 to 1020 and encodes 278 amino acids. NCBI's taxonomy places the organism in Eukaryota, Metazoa, Arthropoda, Insecta, Hymenoptera, Pteromalidae.